This is a messenger RNA of Aspergillus melleus, 2247 nucleotides long. RefSeq names its product putative AP-1 adaptor complex subunit beta (gene APL2). Lineage: Eukaryota; Fungi; Ascomycota; Eurotiomycetes; Eurotiales; Aspergillaceae. Bases 1 to 2247 code for a protein of 748 amino acids. Gene Ontology annotation, cellular component: membrane coat. The transcript has 7 exons. The record is from RefSeq and is a predicted model, not a curated record. Gene Ontology annotation, biological process: intracellular protein transport; vesicle-mediated transport. Gene Ontology annotation, molecular function: clathrin binding.
AUGGCGAUGAGUCGCAUAAGAGGCGCCUUCGCGGUGCCUAGGAAAGGAGAGACGUUUGAAUUGCGAGCUGGCCUUGUAUCCCAGUAUGCCUACGAACGAAAGGAGUCUAUCCAGAAGACCAUCAUGGCCAUGACCCUGGGCAAAGAUGUCUCUGCCCUUUUCCCCGAUGUCCUCAAGAAUAUUGCGACCAGUGACCUGGAACAGAAGAAGCUUGUAUAUCUUUAUCUAAUGAAUUACGCCAAAUCCCACCCGGACCUGUGUAUCCUCGCCGUGAAUACCUUCGUUCAAGAUUCCGAAGAUCCUAACCCCCUCAUUCGUGCUCUUGCGAUCCGAACGAUGGGGUGCAUUCGAGUAGACAAAAUGGUCGACUACAUGGAGGAGCCACUACGAAAGACUCUUCGGGAUGAGUCGCCGUAUGUCCGCAAGACUGCCGCGAUCUGUGUGGCCAAGCUUUUCGACCUCAACCCAGCCAUGUGCUUGGAAAAUGGGUUCCUAGAGAUGCUGCAAGAAAUGAUUGGUGACCCCAACCCCAUGGUAGUCGCGAACUCCGUGACGGCGUUAUCGGAGAUCUACCAUGCCGCUCCUGAGACGCAGGCGUUCAAGGUGACAUCGAACACUCUGCGCAAGCUUUUAAUGGCGCUAAACGAGUGUACUGAAUGGGGUCGCGUCACGAUCCUCACUACACUGGCGGAGUAUAGGACUGGCGAGGUGACGGAGUCGGAGCAUAUCUGUGAACGAGUUGCACCCCAGUUCCAGCAUGCCAAUCCCAGUGUGGUGUUGGCUGCCGUCAAAGUCGUUUUCUUGCACAUGAAGAACAUCAACCCUGAGCUGUCCAAAAAUUACUUGAAGAAAAUGGCACCUCCUCUAGUGACCCUGGUGUCGUCGGCUCCCGAGGUGCAAUAUGUCGCCCUCAGAAACAUCGACCUGCUUCUGCAAAAGCAACCGGACAUUCUGAACAAGGAGCUUCGUGUGUUCUUUUGCAAGUACAACGAUCCCCCCUAUGUCAAGUUCCAGAAACUCGAAAUCAUGGUUCGGAUAGCCAACGAUAAAAAUGUGGAUCAACUUCUUGCCGAGUUGAGGGAAUACGCCUUGGAAGUGGAUAUGGACUUUGUGCGACGCGCCGUCAAGGCCAUUGGCCAAGUUGCCAUCAAGAUUGAGAGCGCCAGCGAGAAGUGUGUCAACACUCUGCUGGAUCUGAUCAACACGAAGGUCAACUAUGUUGUACAGGAGGCGAUUGUGGUGAUCAAGGAUAUCUUCCGGAAAUAUCCAGGCUAUGAGGGCAUCAUUCCCACUCUCUGUCAAUGCAUUGAUGAAUUGGACGAGCCUAACGCUAGGGCGGCUCUCAUCUGGAUCGUCGGCGAGUAUGCGGAGAAGAUUAGCAACGCCGGUGACAUUCUGGCCGGGUUUGUGGAAGGGUUCAACGAGGAGUUCUCGCAGACCCAACUGCAGAUCCUCACUGCGGUUGUCAAGCUCUUCCUCAAAAAGCCCGAGAAGGCGCAGGGUCUUGUCCAGAAGGUCCUGCAGGCGGCAACGGCGGAGAACGAUAACCCCGACGUUCGAGACCGUGCUUACGUGUACUGGCGUUUGUUGUCCAACACGAGCGAUCCCAAUGCCACCAGGAACAUUGUCUUGUCCGAAAAGCCGCCAAUCGUGACUACCAUUCACUCUCUACCGCCCACACUCCUCGAACAACUCCUCAACGAGCUCUCCACCCUUUCCUCUGUCUACCACAAGCCGCCAGAGCAGUUUGUUGGCCAGGGCAGAUUCGGUGCCGACGCCGUUCAAAAAGCGGCUAUCCAGGAACAAAUCGAGAACGCACGUGAGAAUCCCUUGGCGGCGGCGGCGGCGGCGGCGGCUACUGGCGAGCCAUCGUCUCAGCAGCCCCAGAACAACGUCGAGAAUCUCCUGGAUAUUGACUUUGAUGGCGGAGCACCCGCAUCUGCUCAGAAUGAACCCAGCAGUGGUAUGUCUGGGCUAGAAGGUCUUGCCGGCACCCCCGUCCGAGUGGAGUCUCCUGCAGUCGGUGCUCCGGCCCCCAGCAACAACCUUGAUGAUCUCCUGGGUGUGUUUGGUGACGGGGCACCUAGCUCGAGCAGCCCUGCUGCUUCCAACGGCGCAAGUGCAAGUGCAGACCUGAUGAAUGGAUUUGCCGGGUUGGAUCUUUCUUCCAACAGCAACCCUACGUCACCGCCACCUGGGGGUAGUCAGCCCAAGAAGACCAACGAAGACAUCAUGUCAUUGUUCUAG